Messenger RNA from Ipomoea triloba (trilobed morning glory), 2642 nucleotides. Its product is annotated as homeobox protein BEL1 homolog. The coding region runs from base 393 to 2369 and encodes 658 amino acids. NCBI's taxonomy places the organism in Eukaryota, Viridiplantae, Streptophyta, Magnoliopsida, Solanales, Convolvulaceae. The transcript has 5 exons. Gene Ontology annotation, molecular function: RNA polymerase II cis-regulatory region sequence-specific DNA binding; DNA-binding transcription factor activity, RNA polymerase II-specific. The record is from RefSeq and is a predicted model, not a curated record. Gene Ontology annotation, biological process: regulation of transcription by RNA polymerase II.
CACACCCACAGACACAGAGAGAGAGAGAGAAAGAGAGAGAGAGAGAGUAUAUGAGAUGAAGAACAUGGCUUGGAGUUAGAGGUCAUCAUCACAUCACCCUCUCCUUCACAGCUCUCUCUUCUUCUUCUUCUUCCCCACAAAACAUCCAAACAUCCUCUGAUCUUCUGUUUCUGUGUGUCUUCCUUCCUUCCUUCCUGGGUUACCUUUCAUGGGACUCCAUUUCAUGUUGGGCUAUUAACAGAAGAUCAAGUUCCAGAAAGAAGCGACACAUAUACAUGGUGGCUGCAGUCUCGAAAACAAGUUUGGGUCGACACCCAAGUGGAUAAAGAUUGAAUCUUUUUGUCUGGAAAAGGAGGCGAUUCUUGCAUAUAUUUAGCAAAGAAAAAGCAUCUAUGUUAUGUAUGGCUGGGCAAGGCGAAGAGAAAACCAGGUCGGCUAUGGUGACAACAACCGGAUAUUGGUACGCUGAUGCUCCAACCAAUCCUCAGAUUCAUCAAAUACAGCAAAACUUUGAGCCCAAUCCGGAGAUCUAUAAUUUAACCACUGGGAUGGAGAUGAUAGGGUGGAAGAGUUUCUUUAACAAAGGCGCCGCCGCCGCCGCCUGCGGCGGCGGCGGCGGCGGGGGGCCGUCGUCUUCCAAGACGGGUCUUUCCGGCGAGCCAUCCACGAGCCAUGAGUUUUACCAUCAAGAUUUCAGUACUACUAGCGACACCAUGAUGGGCGGAGCGCCGCCGCCGCCUGGCGGCGCCGGCGGCGGGGCGUGGGUGGAGGAUGAUCCGUCUCUAAGAUGCGUGUUUCCUUGCGAGGGAAACGAGAGGCCGAGCCAGGGGCUUUCGCUGUCUCUCAGCUCCUCUAAUCCUUCUGCGAUUGGGUUACAGUCUUUUGAGCUGAGACACCAUGAGAAUGAUCUGAGGGCUCCUAUGAUGCAGCAUGAUGGGUUCCUGGGAAAAGCUGUUUCGAAUCUGAACCACCCAUCAGAAACCGGCUAUUUCCAGAUCAGAAACUCAAAGUAUUUGGGGCCUGCCCAGGACCUCUUAAAUGAGUUUUGUUGCCUGGGAACUUCUGCAGAUAAUAGCAAUCAUCAUUCUGCCAAAAUGAAGCUCCAGAAGACCAGUCAAUGGCAGGAUGAGAACAGUGCAUCUGCAGCUUCUUCUUCCAAAAAGCCCUCUUUGGGUUCCCUUGACCUCCUUGAAUUGCAGAAGAGAAAAACCAAGCUCCUUCAAAUGCUUGAAGAGGUUGACAGAAGAUACAAGCACUAUUGCGAUCAAAUGAAGGCGGUGGUCUCCUCCUUCGAGGCGGUGGCCGGAAACGGGGCGGCCACCGUGUACUCCGCCUUGGCUUCCAAGGCGAUGUCGAGGCAUUUUAGGUGCCUCAAAGACGGGAUCGUGGCCCAAAUCAAGGCCAUCAAGAAGGCCACGAGCGAGAAGGACACGGUGGCGCCCGGCACCACCAAAGGAGAAACGCCGCGGCUUAGAGCCCUCGAUCAAGCCCUCCGGCAACAAAGGGCUUUCCAGCAAAUGACCAUGAUGGAAAGCCACCCAUGGCGCCCCCAACGCGGCCUGCCGGAGCGAUCCGUCUCCGUUCUCCGGGCUUGGCUCUUCGAGCACUUUCUCCACCCGUACCCCAGUGAUGUGGAUAAACAUAUUUUAGCUCGCCAAACUGGUCUUUCAAGAAGCCAGGUGUCUAAUUGGUUCAUCAAUGCAAGGGUGAGGCUAUGGAAGCCUAUGGUGGAGGAGAUGUAUGUGGAAGAAACAAAGGAACAAGAGAAUCUCCUUGCCACGUCGGACGACAAUGGGGAAGGCGCCGGGCGGAACCUCCAGAAUCCUAGGAACGACACGGAGGAUCAGAAGCCAAACCUCGUACGCAUAGACUCCGAGUGCAUCUCCUCCAUCAUCAACAACCACCCCGCCGCCGCCGACGAUAAGAACAACGCCAGCGAUCAACCCAGAGGCGGCGGCGAGGAUGAUCACCACCACCAACACCACCUUCAUCAUCAACAGGCGGCGUUUCAAAUCUUCGGGGCCCGAGGCGGCGGUGGGGACCACCAAUUUGGGCCGGUGGGGAUGGACUUCUCGUCCUACUCCGGCGGAGCCGCCUUCAGCUACGCCGCAGUGGGUGGUGGCAGCGGAGGGAAAAGCGGCGGCGGCGGCGGCGGCGGCGUGUCGUUGACGCUGGGACUGCAACAGCAAGGGGGAAACGGAGGAAUGGGUUUGGCGGCGGCGGCGGCGAGUUCAUCGUCUCUCUUCUACCCUAGAGACCAAAUUGAAGAUUGCCAAACAGUCCCUUAUUCACUUCUGGACAGUGAAGGUCAGAACUUGCCAUAUAGGAACUUGAUGGGUGCACAGUUGCUCCAUGAUUUGGCCGGUUAGAGUAUCAACGAAUUAAACAACUUCGAUCAAAACCUAAAAUUAGGCUCCAAAAAUUCAUUAAAGAAGUUGAUUUUAUGCUGCUCUACCUUUCUAUCAUCUUUGUUAUACUUCUUUAAUUAUAUAUUACUAUAUGAAUGGGGUAUAAUAGUACAGUGAUUAAAGAAAAUGGGGAUUUACAUAUAUACAUAAUACAUUGGGGUUAGAUGUAUGUAUACAAUAUAAUAUAUAUUUGCAUUAUAUUGCUUCCACGGCUGGUAAUUUUGAAUGCUUUAA